Molecule: messenger RNA, 3373 nt
Organism: Erythranthe guttata (spotted monkey flower)
Lineage: Eukaryota; Viridiplantae; Streptophyta; Magnoliopsida; Lamiales; Phrymaceae
Product: ABC transporter A family member 7
Biological process (GO): transmembrane transport; lipid transport
Cellular component (GO): intracellular membrane-bounded organelle; membrane
Molecular function (GO): ABC-type transporter activity; lipid carrier activity; ATP hydrolysis activity
Source: RefSeq, a predicted model, not a curated record
AUUCUUAUCAAGAUUAUUAAGGCAAUUAAGAUAUGCAUUAUUGUAAUCUUUGUCCCAAUUACUUGCCUUUGAAAAAGAAAAACAAAAGAAAGUAAAAAAUAACUAAAAACGCGUGAGGGGCAAUUUAGUCAUUUAAGCACGACAAAUUCCGCGAAAUUCGAUAGCAGUGAAGGGUAGUAACGUCAAUUUACAAUCUUACUUUCAAAUCGAGAAUUGAUAUAUAACGGUGUAAAAAGAGUGCGCAAAUGGAAACACACUGAAACCAACAACACAUCUUCUAAAAUGGAACGAAGUGCAAAAUCUGUAUAAUAAUUCGUACCAAAAGGGGGAAAAAAAGUGAGCUAUUGCAAUUUGCAACGGUCGAAUUUUUGAAGAAAAAAAAAAUGGCGGAUUCGACCAAUGAGCAGUCGAGUUUUUGGACUCAGGCCAACGCUUUGCUGAGGAAGAAUCUGAUUUUUCAGAAACGUAAUAUGAAGACGAAUAUUCGCCUCGUUCUAUUCCCACUUGUCCUCUGUUUGUUGCUUGUUCUUAUCCAAGUAUUGGUGAACACUCAAUUGGAUAAGCCUUCAAACAGGUGUGGCUGCAUUUGUGUUGAUACAGGGAAAGGUCCGUGUGAAAAAAAGUGUGGGAUCGAAUACUCAACUUUGGAACAAGCGUCUAGCUGUCCCAUUCCUCAUCCUCCGGAAUGGCUUCCGUUAUUACAAGUACCAUCCCCGCAAUUUCGUGCAGUUAGAACUGAUUUUACAUCAUAUGGAGACCUGCCUGGAGAUUCAUGUAGGAAAACAGGCUCCUGUCCUGUAACUACACUUGUUACAGGGAAUAAUCAAACAUUUGGUCAAACUGUGGCUGGAAACAUGUUCUCGAGGCCAUUAAAUAUAGAUUCCUCAGAUCUUCUGUACAGCUUAGCAGAUAAUGCUUUGGGUUCGGAAACAGAUACUCGGUUUACUAAUUUUCUGGAUACUGCUUUUCUUUCAAAUGUUCCGAUUGAUAUUCUUCAGCCUCAAUGCUCAUCAAAUUCUCAAAUUUCUGUUACUAUCCAAUUAGGUGCUACUGCAUUGGAAAAAGAUAUACGUUGUGCUCAAGGCUUACAGUUGUGGCGCAAUAGUUCUUCCGAGAUCAACAGUGAGUUAUACAAGGGUUACCUUAAGGGGAAUCCGGAGUCAAAGAUCAACGAAAUUUUAGCAGCUUACGAUUUUGUGAACUCAAAAGACAAUCUGUUCAAUGUUACUAUAUGGUACAAUUCCACAUAUAGGAGUGACACAGGCAAUCAGCCUCUAAACUUGAUACGGGUGGCUCGUUCAAUAAACUUGGCUUCAAAUGCCUAUCUCCAAUCUCUGCUUGGACCAACUGCGGAAAUGCUUUUCGAGUUUGUGAAAGAAAUGCCAAAGCCCGAAACGAAACUUAGGCUGGAUUUUUCUUCUCUCCUUGGGCCACUCUUCUUUACAUGGGUCAUUGUACAACUGUUUCCUGUUGUUCUGAUAUCUUUGGUUUACGAGAAAGAGCACAAACUAAGAAUUAUGAUGAAAAUGCACGGGCUUGGAGAUGGUCCUUAUUGGAUGAUAUCUUAUGCUUAUUUUUUAGCAAUAUCUUCAAUCUACAUGCUAUGCUUCGUGCUAUUUGGCUCAGCCGUUGGGUUGAACUUCUUCAGACUAAAUGAUUACAGCAUCCAGUUUGUCUUUUAUUUCCUCUACAUAAACUUGCAAAUCUGUUUGGCUUUUCUUGUUGCUGAUUGGUUUUCGUCCGUGAAGACUGCUACAGUCGUGGGAUAUAUGAUGGUAUUUGGAACUGGCCUCUUGGGUGGAUUCCUCUUUCAAUUCUUUCUCGAAGAUUCUUCAUUCUCAAAAGCAGGGGUAAUCGCUAUGGAGUUAUUUCCAGGGUUUUCCCUGUACCGUGGUUUAUACGAGUUUUCACAAUACGCGUUCAAUGGAAAUUAUAUGGGUACUGGUGGAAUGGAAUGGAAAGAUUUAAAUGACAGCAAUAACGGAAUGAGAGAGGUCUUGAUCAUUCUUGCAGUGGAAUGGCUGGUUGUUUUCGGUGUUGCAUAUUAUGCAGAUCAAGUCGUGUCGUCUGGAACAAAUCCCCUAUCUUUCUUGCGGAAGAAGCAAAAGAAUCUCCAAUCAUCUUUCCGUAAACCUAGCUUGCGAAGGCAGGGUUCUAAAGUUUUUGUUCAGAUGGAGAAGCUUGAUGUUGAUCAAGAGAGGGAGAAAGUUGAGCAGUUACUACUGGAAUCAAGUACAAGUCAUUCAAUUAUAUGCAAUAACCUCAAAAAGAUAUAUCCAAGUAGGGACGGAAAUCCCGAGAAAUUUGCAGUAAGAGAGCUCUCACUUGCUUUGCCGCAAGGAGAAUGCUUUGGCAUGCUUGGUCCUAAUGGUGCUGGCAAAACUUCGUUCAUCAACAUGAUGAUUGGGCUCAUAAAGCCGAGCUCUGGAACUGCAUAUGUUCAAGGAUUAGAUAUACGCACUGAUAUGGAUAGAAUAUACACCAGCAUGGGUGUGUGUCCGCAACACGACUUACUGUGGGAAACUUUAACGGGAAGAGAGCAUCUACUUUUCUACGGAAGGCUUAAAAAUCUCAAAGGUGCUGCCCUAACACAAGCAGUAGAAGAAUCGCUUAAGAGUGUGAACUUAUUCCAUGGUGGCGUGGCGGACAGAAAAGCGGGGAAAUAUAGUGGAGGCAUGAAGAGGAGACUUAGUGUCGCCAUUUCACUUAUCGGAGAUCCAAAAGUGGUGUAUAUGGAUGAGCCGAGUACUGGAUUAGAUCCUGCUUCAAGAAACAUGUUGUGGAACGUAGUUAAACGUGCCAAGCAAAACAGAGCUAUAAUUCUCACCACGCAUUCAAUGGAAGAGGCAGAACAUCUAUGCGACCGUCUCGGAAUUUUUGUGGAUGGAAGCUUGCAAUGUGUCGGAAACCCGAAAGAGCUCAAGGGUAGAUACGGAGGAUCGUACGUAUUCACGAUGACAACAUCCCCGACUCACGAGGAAGAAGUAGAGAACUUGGUAAACCAACUCUCCCCGAAUGCAACAAAGGUAUACCAAAUCUCAGGUACGCAAAAGUUCGAGUUGCCAAAAAACGACAUAAGAAUAGCAGACGUGUUUGAAGCAGUCGGCAACGCAAAGAGUAGAUUCACUGUUCAGGCUUGGGGCCUAGCAGACACUACUUUAGAGGAUGUAUUUAUUAAGGUUGCAAAAGGGUCUCAAGCAGACAGUACUCUCUCGUGAGUCGAUUUCAUAUAGCUUUCGUAUAUUGUUGUGUAUUAUGGAUUGAGAGAUGAUUCUGCGUAAAUUUUACAGUUUUGUUUGUACAUUUUGAUGUAUUAGUUAAACUGAUGCUUGUGUUGAUGUAAAGAUUUUCUUGAAGUGCAAAUAUGAAAAUA